UGACACUAAUAGAGUUGUUUCGAAAUAACAUUUGCAAAUUCAAAAUUUAAAAUUUAUACGCAUAUCUCUUUUAACACUAAUAUAAAAUUGCGAUACUAUGUGAAAUAUCAAAAAUAAUUAGAUAUCCGUCUAUUUAUUUACCUUCCACGCUUGCAUGCAGGGUUCUUUCUCUUAGACAAUUUAUUUCCAAAAUUUCAUGCCAAAUAUCUACACAAGACAAGGUUAGAGUUCGAAUUUCCUUUGAGUACACAAAGAUAAUUAUCCAAUACUUUACGAUUUAUCUUUUUGAUAAAUUUAUAAUCGAUUUCAAUAUAAAUUGCAUUGCAGCAAUAAUCUGCAGAUCGAAUUAUAGUAUGACGGAAGGUAGCAGCAAGAAGCAAAGAUGUGAUAGAGUUGUAGCAAGUCAUGACUUGAACAGAAAGCCAAGGUUUAGAUGGACAGUGGAACUUCAUGAGAUGUUUGUUAAAGCUGUUAAUGAGCUAGGAGGUCCUUAUGAUGCAACACCGAAGAAUAUUGUGAAACUCAUGGAUGAUGAAGAUAUCACACCAGAACAUAUCAAAAGCCAUCUUCAAAAGUAUAGACAGAGUAAAGACAUCAGCAGCACCACUAGAAGUAGUAGUAAAGGCAAGUGUUAUGCUACUAUUACAUUAUAUAUUUUUGGCAAAAUCAACUGAUUUUGAGCAGCUUAUAAAUCUUUAAUACAAUGUGGAAAAACAUGCAGGAUCAGCGAAGAAGUAGGCUCGCGGAUUUCUAGAAUGACAUGAUCAAAGAGAGAGCGGCUCAACAAAUUUAAUAAUCUUAAAGUCAAAUUUUAAUACAAAACUUUUUUUAAAAAAUUAAGAAGAGAACUUAUG
Messenger RNA from Solanum lycopersicum (tomato), 854 nucleotides. The record is from RefSeq and is a predicted model, not a curated record. Lineage: Eukaryota; Viridiplantae; Streptophyta; Magnoliopsida; Solanales; Solanaceae.